UGCCUGAGCCCGGAGGCGGCACCAUGAUGCCGGGCGAGACCCACCCGGCGGCGCCCGGGCCGGCGGCGGGGCUCUCGCGGUGUCAGGGCUGCGCCUCCCUGCAGCAGAACUUGAAUGAGUAUGUUGAUGCAUUAAUUACCUUGAAACAGAAAAUCAUCAAUACAGAUAAUCUGUUAACGGAAUAUCAGAAGAAAUGUGAUGAGCUGCAGUUUGCACGAAGAGAAAACAGUACUCUGCAUCACCAGGUGGAACAGAUGCUUCAGAAAAUCUCUCCUCUGCAGAAGUGUCAGGAAGAACUGGGCUCCUUAAAGGCAGAGCUGGAGGAGAAGAAGAGUUCUCUCAAGCUGUACCAGGACACCCAGCAGGAGUACACGCGUGUGAAGGAGGAGUGCCUCAGGACUGACGCUCAGAAGAAGAAACUGGAAGCGAAGGUGAAGAAGCUCGAAGAGGCUGCUGUCAGGCAGACUGAGGACUUCAAGCAACUGAGAAAUGAAAAGAAAAUACUCGAAAAGGAAUUUAAGAAGACACAGGAAAGGCUUGAUGAAUUUUCUAAACAGAAGAAUGAAAAGGAAUUGAGACAUAUUGGAACACAGAUCUCCAGUGAUUCGUACGGCAGCAUAGAUAGAAGAAAAGUGAAGCUGCUGCUGAAGGAACUCUGGCUCUGCAUCAACGCAGCACACAGACUCCCAGGGGAGGGCAGCAGGUGUGUCCUAGAACAGCCUGCCAAAGACAGUACCAGAUGUGUGUCAUCCGGGGAGGACGGAGCUCUGCCCCCCGCACAGAGAAGUCCUCUCCGGACCCCAGACCCGCAGCCGUGCCUCACAGACGUGUCCAUGGAGCUGGAGGGUGACUGCGAUUCUCAUGAAAGCGUGGAGCCCGAGAGGAGCAGCAGAGCCAGCCACAGUCCUGAUCGUGUGUUGAGCAAUGACCGAGUUGCUGAGCUUCCCGUGCAGAGUGCUCUCCACAGUGGCAGGCCUGCCUUCGCUGACCAGCAGCAUAGCUUUGAUAAAGAUCUUCAAGCUGCAAUUGACUUCUUUAAACUCCCACCCCCACUCCUGUCCCCAGUGCCCUCGCCCCCUCGGAUGUCAUCCCCACACCCGGGCUCCUUGCCUUCACCGCCUGUCCCGGAAACCUACGUGGAAGAGUAUACCGACUCCAGCGACGACGACCCAGCCCAGCCUAGAACUAGUGGCGAGUCUGUCUUGGAUGACUCGGCUGAAUCACAGGAUUGCUUUGGCUUACGCAGGAGAAGCAUGGGAAGUGGCACGUGGGACGAGAAGCCCGAAGCACAGGAGUGUGUGCAAGCCCCGAACGCAGGGCAAGUUUACCAAGUGAGAGCUGCUGGACUUGAGACUUCAGCAGCAGCACCGAGAGAACCUUCAGGCUCGGAAAGCAAGGCUGAGUCCUCCAAGGUCAUGGGCGGGAGAGGAAGGGCUGCUUCCAGAGAGGCAGGAGCACGGAUGGAGGUCAGGGAACUGGACAAGUCUGUACAGACGGAGGAGCCUGUUCCCAGGGCUGUGUGGCUGGCAGAGCUCUGUGGCAGGCUAGAGCGAGACAAGGAAGUUGACCCUGGGCAGGCAGCCUCGUGUUACUCUGCCCUUGGCAAGAGGUCACUGAAAGAGCUCACCACGGCGGAACCAGCAACCCGGUUCUCCAAAGUCAUGGAACCCCAGUCAGAAUCUGCUAAGUGGGCGGUAACUGAAGACGUAGCCUGUGUGUCAGACUCUGCGGCCAUCUCUCACCACACUCGGAGAGCAUCUGGAGAAGCGGCGAAGGCCGCAGGUGUGCAAGGCUCCGAAGCCGAUGCUGCAGGCUCCGGGGUGCGCGCCGCGGGGCCCCUCGAGACCCGGCGUCCCUCCUCUACCUCAGUAGUGCAGUCCGUUCGCAGGAAUCCCUGGUCUCGUCAGUCACGGUUUGUUGGUAACACUGAUGGUCCCACCACAGUGAUCCCUGCCAGACUGUGUCCGUCAGAGCAAACAUUGGAAACGACAGCUGUGAACACAUCACCUGCGCGGUCUGAGCCACCCAGGUGUCCUGCAGCGGGAAGUGACCCGGAAAGCAAGUUCCAUGCUCUGAGCUCUGCGUUGGGAAUAUCCAGUGUCGGUGGCCAGAGGGGCAGUAAGAGCGAGGGCACGGACAUUAUAAAAGGCUUUCCUCACUCGGUGUUUAUGAAAGCAACAAAAGAUGGACAGUGUGAAAGUGAAGGGCCAGGACUUGAACUCAGGCUGACAAAGUCAGAUUUCACCUCAGUAAUAAACUCCCGGGCUGACUCUGUGAGUAACGCCUCUGGCUUUGCUAAAAGCACUUCCUGGCACCACAGUGAUUUGUUAAGGAGAAGUGGUGAGGAAGUUCUGCCAGCUGAGUCAGAGCAUGCACGAAAGAUCGGCCUUCCGUUACAGCAGGGGAGGCCGUCCUUGCAAAGCAGAGGAUCCGCGUCCAGUCUUGAACUUGGUGGAGAAAAUGCUAAUCCUGUAGAAUUCAAACCUGCUGCAGCUCAGUUGCCUAAUCAGGUGUCCGUUAUCAUGAAGCAGACAAGGCCUGAAACGGUUCAGCGACUUGCUAGGAGUGAGCCUCCUGCAGGGGCGCGGCACGGCGACCCUGAAGGCAGCCGAGCGCCACCUGUGGCACAGCGCACUGGCGAGGCGGAGGACGCGGCGGCGCGGCUCAAGGCCGUGGCGGCUGCCAGCAGCUCUUCUCCGGAAGUUUCUACCUCUUGGAAGAAACUGGAUUUCGACUCCCCGAGUGGUUCUUCCCUAGUAGAAAGUGUUGACGGUUCCACAACUAGUCGGGCAGCUUUCUCCUCCCGGCACAUCCCUCCCCAAAAGCGAGAUGUGGUGAGGGAAGCGGCAGCACGGGAAGAGGUGCGAAAGCAAAGGCGGUUUCCGCAGGCCCCGGAUCCUGACUCCAGUGGGUGGGAAGGCGGCGGGCUGCCUCCCGCCUCUGAGGCGGCCGAGUCUGGAGGCCUUCCUAGGGAGGAAAUGCCCUGUGGAGUCGCGGCCAGAGCUGGGAGUGAGGCUCUGGCUGUUGACAGCGGUUCUCCUGACACACCACCCAAUGCACGUGGACUCUUGGGGUUGAAGUCGAAAACCAGUGCUUUUCCUGAUUGGCUCCUCCCUGCAGGCACUGCUGCGCCUUCAGCAUUCUGUAGCAAGGGGGAGGAAACGCGAGACGCACCCCCGGGUAGCCUUCCUGGUCCUUUAUACGCUUACACGGGCAUUCGGGAGAGAGGAGGGGAGGCCGGGGAGGCGGAGGAGAGUGAAGCGUUGAGCUGCAGUGAGGGUGAACACGAGGCCGAAGGCGCGGUGGGGAGCAGCCAGCAGGAUGCCUCGGGGGCCUCCCCGGGAAGUGCGGGAGGGUCCGUGGCCGAGGCAGGAGCGUCGGUAGACGUGGGCCUUCUGGCCUCGGCGCUGGAGGACUGCACCAUAAGUACUCUCCCCGACAUAGACCGACUUUCUGCAUCUGAUGUGGUGUUGUUUCUUGAAAGUUGCCAAUUAAAGGACUGUAGUUCAGGGGACUCAGUCUCAGAAUGCUCGGGCAGAGAAACCUUAAAUAGAGAAAUGAGCCAAGAACUAAAGCAAGACGGAAUGUCAGCAGGAAGACCGAGCAGGCAGCCCUGUGAAGAAGCCCUCGGCGCCGCCGAAGAGUGGAUCGAGUCGGAAGAUGACGACAGCUCCCUCCGAAGUCCGAGCCCACCUGCCCAGUGUUCUCUGGAGACGCUGUCUGCAGUUCUCACCGAGAUGGGGCAGGAGCUGCAGGUCAGCUGUGAGAACUGCCCUGGUCCUGCUGGGAGGAGGACACCCCUACAGCACCACGGCAUGCCCUCUGAGAGCGAGGAGGGGCGAGUUCCAUCUCAGGAAAUAGCCAGCUCCUCCCACGCCCCAGGAGUGCCACUGGCCAGUGUGGAUGCCAGAGGCAGCUCGCCUGUCGCAGACGGACCACGGGGGCACAUCCGGGACAGGCCUGAGGGUCAUCCAGGUGCAGCCGGACAGGCAGGGGGCGGGGAGGAGGGCCUGGGCUCCGCGUCUGCACCAGAGCCCACAGCGGAGGGAGAGCCUGGUGACGCCCAAGCAGCCUUUCAGUGUCAGAUCUCGACGGUGACUUCUGAAGUCAUAAGUGUACUUAUAAAUAAGGACCAGAACCUGGUUAUCGAGAAGGGAGACAACUGGACCAUCGUCAGUGGGGUGUCUGUCGUGCCGGAUGUGGGCCAGCUCAUCGUGUGUGAGGCUCCUGAGGACGUCAGCGAGCUGGACGCCGAGUCCACUGCAGCCGUUUCUAUGGCGAAGUGCCCAGACGCCGAUGCCCCUGGGCCUCCGAGUCGGGAGCCUCUGGGGAGCAGUAGCGUUUCAUGUACCCAAGAAGAUGUUUCAAGCAGCGGUCAGAGCGCCAACUUUGAUAAAAGCCGCUUGCGGAAUAGACCUGUUAAGCCUAGCAUAUGGAUUAGUUCUCAAAUAUAUGAUCAGACUUUCGAGACCCAGGUUGCUGCAUCUGAUCACACGUAUUAUAACUCAAAGCUAGAGCCGUGUAGCAAAAAUAAGAAUCGAUCCAAGAUUGUGAACAAAGAACCAGCAGGCAAGCCGGCCAAGGCUUUAGCAUCAGGCAAAGCUGAAGUUCAUUCAGGUGAAGUUUCUCAGUCCUGCCCAGAGGGAAGAGGUGGCGCAAAAACUCAGAGAAGCCAAGCUCAGCCUGUCCUGGCCAACGCCGAUACCUCCACCCCCACGGACUGCUCUCCUGACACUCUGAGUAAAAUACGGCAGGAGGUGGGGCCGCCGCUGCCGCCUCUGCUCGCCCCCCUCGUGGCUACACCCCCUAGGACCUGGCAGCCUCUUUCUCCUCUGAUUUCAAGUUCCAGCCCCUCCUCACCCAUCUCCCCCGUCGGCCAGACUUCUCCGUCGUGUGAAGCCCCAGCGCCUGCCGUGCCAUCGCCGUGGCUGGAAGGCCCCAGGCACACCUCUCCUGCACUUCCCUCUGCUUCUCCAUCGGCUGCCUCGGCCGGCGAGAGGAUACCCUCAUCCCCUCUGCAGUUCUGUGCAGCCACACCCAAGCACGCGCUUCCUGUGCCUGGCCGACUGCCAGCCUGUGCGUCCGGUCACGCCACGGCAGGGGCCCCUCCUCAGGAGAAUUCCGUGAAGAUCCUGGAUAGCAUGUACCCCGAGCUGUCGGCCAGGGCCCGCACCCUCAGCCUCCUCAAAGGGAACAUUCGGCUGGCCCGGGGUGCGGACUCCGGGAGCUUGUCGGGGCCCGUCGGCGCGCUGAAGGCCUUCAAGGCCAUCACCUCGGCUUCGACUGCCUUUGUCAAAACCGGGAGUAGCUCUGCUGGCGACUCGAGCUGCAAGUCGCAGGGUUCGGGGACCCAGCAGGAAUCCGGUGGGAAAAGGGGAUUAUCGACGUGCCCGCUGAGGAGCGCCAAGAGACUGUGCCUGGGCAGGGGCUCCGCGGAGCCCGAGAGCCCGGAAGGCAGCGCCGGGGCCCACGAGAGCCUGGAGGGAAGCUGCUCUCAGGGUGAAGUGAGCACGGAGGCCAGCAGUUGUGUUCCAGCUGUCAGUGCGGAUUCACAGAGGCCUUUAAACCCCAAAGAGACCGUGGAGUCCCACGACAAAGCCAUAGCCGACGCACUGAGGAAAGUUGCCGAGUCGACUUUUGAUCUGUUACCUGUCAUCCGUAGCCACGUGUACGUAGGAAAUAUCUCCAAAAAGCCUGUGAUGAGAGAUCAGGAGAAAGAAGUUGUUCAUGAAUUCAGCACAACCAAAAAGCAUUUAGCAGAGUGCUUGCUUCACUCUAUCCUCGCAGAACUGAAAGUUGAGAAGACGCGCCUGGAGCACAGCUACGUGCACGCCCUGUGCAGGGUGUACGUGGGCGUCUGCCGGCAGCUCGGAGACUUGGAGCGCGCACGCUUGUUCUGCUACAGCCUGCUUAAGGAAGAUUUUCCAGAAUCUGAGAAGCUGACUCUGUUUAUUGCCAACAUGUGGCGUGAUGUGUUCGUCUCUCAGUCGGUGGUCUCUCACGCGAUGCAGUUGGUGGCUCGGCAGCGUGCCCGAGGAGAGGUGCUCAACUGCCUGAGAGCGUUCCUCGGCUGGGAGAAGAAUGCUUCUGUAGAUGUUGGCUUCAUGAUUUCCAAGCUGCUUUUGACUAUACAGUUAUGUCCAAAAACAGAAUUUCAGUCCAGUGGGACGUUUGGUGAGGACUUGAGUGACCAAGCCUGGGAGUACGUGUUUGCCAUCGAUCUGCUCUGCUGCCAUCAGAAGUGGAUUUGGACGCACGACAACAUCAUAAGUAAGGAACUGUGGCCUGUGAUGGACAAGUGGAUAAAGUACAGAAAGGGACACACGAACAUUACAUAUACUCCUGAUAUUAUUAUAGCAUCGAUACUGAGGCUGAUAGGGCGUUUGGGCCAGUUGGGCUUGAAGGAAGGAUUUCCAUCUGCUGUGAAGAAUAUUAGCUCGGUUAUCGGGAUGUUCAUACAGCACGCUCAGGAUGAAGAUAUUCCGUGGGGUGUUCAGUUAGCAGCUGUAUAUGCACUUUGCGACCUGAGUCCCAGCAAUCCAGCGGAAAUUGCCAAGAUCCUGGAAGCCUGGCGGAGGAAGACUUCUAGGAGCAUCCCGUGCGCCGUGACCAGCUACCUAGAGGAAGUCAGUUCCUUGAGUGCCGAGGGGCGCGGCUGACCGGGCGGUGGCUGUGGCGGCAGAAGUGCCUUUCCUUGCUGUGUAGAUGGAUCUCGGACUCGGCUUUCCCAGUGUAGACUGAGGCCCGGAACAGGAAGACCUAAGGCAGACAGAUGGCAGGAGGCGCUCCCGCUUGGUUGGCGGGGAGACAGGAGACCAGCGGUCUGCCCAGUUUCUCCAUAAGUGCGUUUCAUGUACGGCUGUUGUGAUUCUGUGGUGGAUGGAUUGUGUUGGGUCUUGAUCAAACAGAAACUUGAACUCAGCCCUUUUUGUGCUGCAGAAAGUGUCCUGUUCGUGGCUUUUUACGAUUGAGUGGUUAUUUUAUAAUGAACUUAAACGGUAUAAACUCGUGAUUCGUUUCUUGAGCUGUUCUUGGGCUUUGUGUGCGGAAGGGAACCGUUGAUUGGCUAGCAAAGAUCCGGAACAGCCUUCUGCUGUUUCGCUGGCAGUGGGCAGUGACGUGGCGCUGCUGUGGCGUGGCGCAUGACCUGGCAGGGCGGCACAUGUCCUUAGCAGAAGUGUCCCAUGCCACGUCUUGUCCCUGUCCCCAAAGUCCCCUGCAGAUAUCUAACUGUGGAAGAGCAGAGUGGAGGGCCGAGUCUGCGCCUGGGAGCGCGUGGGCCGCGCGGCACUCACAGCCCUGCCUGUACAUAAGGACGACAGCGCCAUGAUGGGACUCACAUUUGGUGAUGUUCCACUUUCGGAAUUUUAGUAUUUGUACAUAGAAAAUGGGUUUAAUAACUCGCCGUGAUUCUGAUUUGUCUUAUAUUCAUCAUUUCUUAAAACUCUUGUAUGUGUUUUUUAUAAUAAAAAGAAUAAAACUAA
Messenger RNA from Ochotona curzoniae (black-lipped pika), 7484 nucleotides. RefSeq names its product interactor of little elongation complex ELL subunit 1 (gene ICE1). The transcript has 19 exons. Lineage: Eukaryota; Metazoa; Chordata; Mammalia; Lagomorpha; Ochotonidae. The record is from RefSeq and is a predicted model, not a curated record. Bases 24 to 6659 code for a protein of 2211 amino acids.